This is a messenger RNA of Bombus pascuorum, 11702 nucleotides long. Its product is annotated as one cut domain family member 2-like. Gene Ontology annotation, cellular component: nucleus. Gene Ontology annotation, molecular function: DNA-binding transcription factor activity, RNA polymerase II-specific; RNA polymerase II cis-regulatory region sequence-specific DNA binding. Gene Ontology annotation, biological process: regulation of transcription by RNA polymerase II. The record is from RefSeq and is a predicted model, not a curated record. The coding region runs from base 241 to 2799 and encodes 852 amino acids. Lineage: Eukaryota; Metazoa; Arthropoda; Insecta; Hymenoptera; Apidae. The transcript is spliced from 6 exons.
CGACUGAUCGAAAAAGAAAACGGGAGUGGUGAGAAAGGAGGUUUGUUGGCCGCAGGAAUACGCGAAGUAUACACGACACGGAGCUCGCGAAGGUGCACCGACGACGCACAGCGAAAGACAGAGAGGAAAGUGCGCGCGCGAUAUUCUCGCGGUGAAACGAUCGUAUCCCCCGGUGUGUGCACGCGGAGUGUCCGAGCACGGGAGAGCGAGUGCGCGACCACCCGAACUAGAUGUGCGUAAAUGGAAGGUAUAGGGGACAUAGCCGAUCAUCAAUCGCAUAGCGAGCAAUUACUGGACUCGGUCGAUUCCCCGGCGGCGAUUUCUACGCAUGGCCGGGGAACCAGUGGGGGUGGCUCGAAUGGGAACUGCGCAGGUGGAGGAGGGAACGGAGGUGGUGGAGGUAGUAACAGUGGUGGUAGAGGAACGGUGGUCGGUGGGGGUAGGCAUCACCAUCAUCACCACCACCAUCAUCACCACCAUCACCACAAUCAACAGCAACAGCAACAUCAGCAACAUCAUCAACAGCAAGCAACGAUUCAUCUUCAUCCCCAGCAUCAUCAUCAUCAUCAGCAGCAGCAGCAUCAACAGCAUCAACAUCAGCAGCAACAACAUCAGCAUCAGCACGAAGGCAGCGGAGAAGGAACGGGAGGUAGACACAUCCUUGGCGGUGGAAGUGGUAGCAACGGUGGAGGUGGUAACGCAGAGGGUAUGUCGUCUUCCGCGUCGCAAAGUCCCGACAUCGCGUGCGCGAGCUUGCCGCUGGAACUACUGGCGGCUGGCGCGCUCGGCGUCAAGGAGGAGCGAGAGCUCGUCUCCGCGGAGGAUUUGUCGUCGUCCCAGGAGCCAUCGGGAGGCAGCAGCAGCAGUAACGGAGACGCCGGUGGCGGUAGCAGCGGCACGAGUGGUGGUGGUGGUGGCGGCGGCGGUGGCGGUGGCGGUGGCGGUAACAUUGGCGGCGGUGGUGGCGGCGUUGGCGGCGGCGGCGGCGGCGGUAGUAGUGGUGGUGGUGGUAGUGGUGGUAGUGGCGGCGGUGGUGGCGGUGGUAGCAGUGGUGGUAGCAGCAGCAGCAGCAGCAGCAGCAUUAGCAGCAGCAGCAGUGGCGGCAGCGGCGGAGGUGCCGUCGGUGGCGCCGGUGGUGGCAACGGAAACGGCGGCGGCGGUGGCGGUGGCGGUGGUGGCGGCGGUGGCGGUGGUGGAGGUGGUGCCGGUGGUGGUAGUAGACAGAACGCGAGGGAGUCCCUGUCGGUGAUCGUGCCACCUCAGGACGUGGACGUGGACUCGCGCGACGCCGACUCGGAGCUCCUCAGUCCGGGCAAGCUAACGCCGACGUCGGGGAUAAGCGUCUCGGUCGCGAGUAUGAUCGACGCGACGGACUUCAGGGCGAUGCAGCCGGAGCCGACCUAUCAGACACUAACCUCGGUCGCGGAAAGGAUGUCACCGCCUGGCUUCAGUCCGGGUUCAUCUUACGCGACCCUGACGCCGUUACAGCCGUUGCCGCCGAUCUCGACGAUGAGCGACAAGUUUGUAUACAGUGCACACGCGGCUGGCGGCGUUACCGGCAGUUUCGCGGUCAUGCAAAACAACGGCCUCGGUAACAUCGGCCUCGGGAUGGGUAGCUCGCCGUACGCGUACGACAAAUUGCCUUCGAUGAGCAUGUCGCCGCCGCACAAUUAUCCUUCUCCGGGCGCGGGCCUUCAGCCGAGUCCUUUGUCGCCGCAGAGCGCCUACAGUCAGAGCGGAUUGAACUCGCCGCACAAGUCCGCCAGUCCUCACUACGAUCCGGCCUUUUUGCCGAGGUUGCAGCAGAGCCCAGCGGCGUUGAGUCCAGCUUCGCCGCCGACCGUCUCGGCGACGGCCACUUUCGCGCCUUCUCAUCAUUCCCCGCCCACGCAUUCGGUGCCCGCUGCCUCGCCACCACCUAUGCAGGCCCAGCUGCAGCAACAGCAACAACAGCAACAGCAACAGCAGCAGCAGCAGCAGCAGCAGCAGCAGCAGCAACAACAGCAACAGUCGAUGCCGCAACAGACGAUAUCGCACACGCAGCACGUGCAACACACCUCGGUCGUUAUGAAGACCGUUCCGCCACCCGGCAACGGGGCCGGUGAGGUCGAGGAGAUCAACACGAAGGAACUCGCGCAGAGGAUCAGCGCCGAAUUGAAGAGGUACAGCAUACCGCAAGCGAUAUUCGCCCAGAGGGUUCUGUGCCGUAGCCAGGGCACGCUCAGCGAUCUACUGCGCAAUCCGAAGCCGUGGUCGAAGCUCAAGAGCGGCCGCGAGACCUUCCGACGGAUGUGGAAAUGGCUACAGGAGCCAGAGUUUCAGAGAAUGUCAGCCUUGCGGCUAGCAGCCCUGAGCAACUGCUCUGAAAGCGGAGGCGAGCCGGAAGCCAUGCUGGAUAUCCACCACCCAGGAACCGGUCUCGAGUCUCAUCAUCAACAGUUUCACAACUCAUAUGCUGCACAGAUUCCACAACGCGCAGCAUGCAAGAGGAAAGACGAGAUGGCGAACCAGGGAGAACAGCCCGCCCCCAAGAAACCGCGCCUGGUUUUCACAGACCUUCAGCGCCGUACUCUACAGGCUAUUUUUAAAGAGACCAAGAGGCCGUCGAAAGAGAUGCAGGUGACAAUCGCUAGACAACUGGGCCUGGAGCCGACGACGGUCGGGAACUUCUUCAUGAACGCUCGACGCCGCUCCAUGGACAAAUGGAAGGACGAGGACCCGAAGACCGUCGCAGUUGAGGAGGGACAGCUAUCACCUACGAUAGGUAUCGUGCAACGGGAACCAAGCGACGUUUUGUGACAUACGUCCGACCACGAGGAGUACCAGGACGAGUCGCCCGAGGAAGAUCUGUCCUUCUCGUAAGGGCGGCGAUCUCUUAACGCGACGCGACGUUCGCGAUAUCACUCGAGACGCUCGACUGACCUGGAACGUCAGUUUUCAACAAUCUCCGAAUUGUUCGGGCCGCUCGCCUGCUAGAAGACUCGUUUCGACGACGUAGCGGGGACCGUAGGCCCGAUUAGAUGAAUUUUCGGAAGGCGGCCCUUUGUACCGCGCAACCUAGCUAAAUACACACAUGAUUACGUUCGAAGAAUUCGACGAAUUUUCGAACGCGUAGAAUGGAAAAGUAUUUACAUCGCAGAAUUUUGUCAGACACAAUGUGCGUAGAACUGUGGAAUAUUUAAGUCUGAGAGAGAUCGUAGAUCGAGCGAAAAGUAAGGAACAUAGAAUGUAGGCUUUUUGUGAGAAUAAUUAUUCGAUCGAUUUAAUUUGUAGUAAGCGAUCGAUCGUUUGACUCAUUGAGGACUAAGCAGUGAAACAAAGCAGGAAAAUUUCCUGACAUUAUUGAAAAACCUACGUAAAGUAAUUCGUAUAUUUUUUUAUUGACAUACAGGAAAUAUAAUAAAAACGUUACACGGCAUACGAACCAGAGACAUAAAAUCAAUAUCCGUCAUUCAAACGAAACAAUUUUGUUAUAAAGUCAUAAAUAUCUCAAUCUCUUCAAAAUCCACAAAAUUAUUGAAUGUAAGUAGAAGACAUAAUAACGAAGAACACAACCAUAAUUGAAAAAAAAAAAAACAGGAUUUGAUAACAUAAAUUGAUCGAUUGAAAAAGAAAUUUGCAAAUAUUUGCGUUAAUACCACGUUGGUCUUCAAUGGGUUAAACAGAAUACGUAUAAUAGUGAAAUAUUUAGGUUCGAGAAAUUUCAGAAACGAUGAAUAUCGUAAGGAACGUGGAACACAGAGUUUUCGUGAGGAUAAUUAUUCGAUCGAAUCGGUUCGCGAUAAUCGAUCACGUUUAAUGCGUGGUCGAACUUUCGUAAUCUGCCGUCGAGUAGGGCGCAAUAUUUUCAAGCAUUUUAAGAAUAGAGGGGGGAAAAAAGCAAGCAGGUUUGAGAGCUGCUGAGGAAUCGUGCACACUGGCGUCAUUAUCUUAUAGCCAAGCUCCGGGAAGCACGGUCACUGUGAUAAUUUUUUAACGACAAAAACGGGUGGCAGCCUUGUUCGUGAAUAUUGCAGUUCAACCUCGCUACGUCCCGCGAAAUGACGCAUAUUUCCCUCAAUGUUGGAAACAUCGUUUGCAACUUGAUUAAUUUUUCAAAAUUCUAUCGUUGAUCCACGAAACUCUGAUUGUACAUUCAAGAAAGAGAAGAAGGAAAAGAAAAGAGGAAGAAAUUAUUGCAGAAAACCACGUUCCAGGGUGUGAAAUCGAGCAUCGUGGAGUCGCGUCGAAAGAAAUCGUAUGGAUUAUCGAUCUUUAAUGGCGAGAACGUUCUCUCCCUAUUCGUUUCGCUCGAACGAUUUGAUUUUUAUUCGAGAGUCUGAUUCUCCGGGAACUUGGUGCCAUAAUUUGCCAUAUUAGAGUAAGAUAUCUCGAUUCAGAGCAUUUUCUAGUCCACGCGUGUUGGCAUAGUCCUCGACGGAUCAGCCAAUUCUUUUAUCUAGUCAAAAUUGCAAGAAGUGAGCCUCAAGUUCUCCCGAAGAACACGCGUUCGAGGUUGUCAGCCUUCCUCGAGAAUCAGAGCUGAAUUCUGGCGCGUUCAACUCCUCAUACCCUUGUGAAGUUUAUUCCUACCUUAGCGUAUUUAGAUACUCGUUGUUUUUCCAUUGAGGGUUGAACGCGUUGAUCCUUUAUGAAUUAAGAAAUACCUCACGCAGAUCCUGUUAGCAUCUGUUUGAUCAUUUCGAAGAGCAGGGUGCAGGUAAUUCCCCGUGCCAUGUUUCAUACGAGACAAAAGAAAUCGCAAAGGAUUUCGGAGAAAAUGUUCAGAAAAAGUCUAUAAUUUAUAUUUAAAAAGAAGAAGAAACAACCUUUUUAAUGAUCUAGGAAGACUCUCACAACUUUGUACGUCGCUGUUUUAAAGCAUUCUUGCAACGAUAGAGAAGCUAUUCUUUUCGAUCUUCUCACAGACAAGAAGUGAAGCUCCGUAUAACCAAACCUUCUUUCUCAAAGAUUCCUAAAUAUUUUUAUUCUGAAAACAGCGACGUCUGUAACCUCGAAUAGUGUUCGAAAAUGUUUAGAAAAGCGGAGAAUUGAAUAGAAAGGGAGAGAGAGAAUCGUGCGAAGGAUCGAUGAUCAAAAAGGGUGAAUCAGGACUCGUCGUGUCCUCGUUGGUCGCUAAAGGAAUACACAUCGAACCCAUGAAAUUUACCAAAACAAAAAAAAAGGACGCGAAAGAACAGCUUCGUUUCUUAAUACACGCUCACAUUAAUCCACACCUACACACAUACAUAUAUAAACACUAUAACACUGAGACACCGAAACUAAUUUAAUGCGAGAUAAAAAAAAAAAGGAGAAAAAUAAAUGUGGCAUCGUGUCGAGGGUGCACGUGCCAAGUGAUAUAUUCUACGUACGUUAAAUGAACAUUGUAUAUCAGAGUGGACGCUGUUUUGUGCGAAUCGGAGAAGAAGAGGAGUAGACGGGACACGGGAGCUGAUCGUUCAUGAGAACUAGCAGUCUCGAUAUUCGACGACAUGCGAAAUCGCAGGGAUGCGGAUGAAUGUGACGCGCGCGCGCGCGCGCGUGCGUGUGUGAAAUAGAGUGAACUACAAAGACAAGAGAUAAACGAGUAAGAGAGAGAGAGAGAGAAAGAGAGAGGGAGAGAGAGAAUGAGAGAGAAAUUGAAAAAUAGAGAGAGAGAGAGAGAGAGAGAGAGAAACUUUGCGUACCGCACUAGAUAUCGUAUUGCAAUUGUGCUGUGCUAUUGUACAUAGUAGUGAGUGGGAAAGAGCGAGAGAGACUUUCGCGAUUCAGGAAGGCGGUGAUGGAAGAGGAAUGAAGAGGAACCAAGUUCCAGGGCGGAAGAGGCUAGUUUUCGCGUUUUCCGAUUGCACGCCAGCCAUUCCUCUUAUUUUGCGUUUGAUGGAGGUUUGGUUAACUGCGUGUGAUUUUGCUAUGUGAUUUUGUAGGGAUCCAUUGCAAGAAACGUUGCAUCCUUUUUGCUUCCCGAGAUUUUUAAAAUCCUCGAGGCAGUGGGAAGUUGUAUGAAAAUUUAUCUAAUGAUAUUUAAGGGUUGGAAAGGAAAAGGGUAAUAUAUUUAGUACUCUAAUUAAAUCGAGUGUGCAACGAUUCGUUUGCAAAGAUUCCACCGCGUAAUAAACGAUUCUGUACUAGUCUAUACAACUAUUUCUUGAUUAACAGCGUGCGAAUUGUAGCGAAAUUAGAAAAAAAGCGACAUUUUGCCCCACGUUCUUUCGGUUCCUCGUGAUCGACGUUCAAUUUCUUUAGCAUUUCCAUAGAGAAAGCUUCGACCCUGGUCAGCAUGCAACGAAACGAGGAAAAGCGAAUGAUAGAAUGCUAUAGUGAUCUGGAAAUAGGGUUGAUCGUUAAUGAGUCACCGCGUAUGACGGAAAGGCGAGAGUUCUAGAAAACUAAUCGUACCAAAAAGGGAAAAAAUAACACAGAUAAAAUAAGAAGAAACGGAAGCGUGCGCCGCGGCCGUCGAUUAUAAGAUCAUAUAUAGUACAAAGUAAACAUAUAUUAUUGUAAUAACGGUUUAAUUAACUAUAAGGGGAGCGUCGCUGUUUCACAAACCAACUCUGAAGAAUGUUGCGCGAAAUCGUGAUACACGUGGACGAACGUUUGAUUCUCCGGGUUUCGAUCAAGUGCUAUUGUCUUUGAUAGCGUGUGCGCAUCAUCAGGCGUUGAAAGACCAGGAUGAUUGCAAAGGUUACAGUGGAUAGGAGCGUCGAAUUCUCAUGGAAGUUUCCUCGUCCGCCACGAUUUGUCGGACGUGACCACGACACCGCGAUCGAAAUUCUUGAGGUAGAAGAAUGUUGAAAGAGAAGGUAUUCGCGCGAACGAUGCGUCAAAAUUUAUGAAAUAAAACGUGAUUAGAUACUGUUGAAUGUGAGCAGAACUGGAAACGUCGUUCGAGAGACUUGGUUCGAUGCUAAGAAUCCUGAAUUACGAAAAAUAUUGAUUCAACUCAUACAGUAGACAAUAAGAUACUAUUUAUAAAUGCUAAGAAUGAGACAGAAAUUACGUAAACGAUGAGGUUUUACGAAAUUGAAAUUAUGAACCCGAUUAGAUGAAGAAAAACAGAGGCACAUUUGUAACAACUGUUACAACUGUUAACAUGUAUUAAAAAUAAGGAAAAUGUAAAAGCAGAAAUUUUAAGAAAUGGAAAAUUCUGAAAAUUUCAUUUCACACCAGCAAUAGUCGAUUUAAUAGUAAACACAAAAAACAACCAUCUUUGAAAAGAAACCAGAGAUCAAAGGAUUACAGAAGAUCAGGAACCAAUUUUCUAGGCACGAAUUCACAAAGAAUACCUCACAAAGAAACAGCUACCGAUAUCGAUCUUAAAGUGUCAUAAAAUCCAGUAUAAACCCAGUAUUGUGAAGAAAUGAUGUCGCAUCGUUGUGGUGAAGGAACAUUCGCGUAGUUCGAGAACUCGAAAAUGGAGGCGAUGAGGAAAGUAACCGGAAGCGGAGGAGAGGAAAUCGCAAUUGUAAGAUUGUUGUGGCUCACUCGAGGGUGAUAUAUGUAGGAAAAUUUUAGGGAUACGGAUGGGGAUCACGGGAAGGGGGUGAAAGAAGGUGAUAAGGCAACUGUCUGUACGAUAAAUCUGUAAAUACGAGUUUAAUUGCGGUUAUUAAUUAAUUGUGCUCGCGAUUGCUAACGACGAACAUUAUUACUAUUAUUAUUAUUAUUAUUAUCACGAGAAUCAUCAUUGGCAUUACCAUUAUCAUCCUCGUCACUGUCAUUAUUAUUGCUAUUACUAUUAUCAUAAUUAUUAUAAUUAUUUAUAUUACUUUCAUUCCUAUUAUUACUAUUGCGAUUUUUAUCACUGUAACGAGAGACAGAUAUAAUUGAUUAUUAAUAUAAAUGUAUUGUAAACGCAUUCUUUGUUAAACAAGAUGUGUGUGGAAGGGAAAGGGAAAGAGUGAGAAUGAAAGUGAGACUGAGAGGGAUGAGAGAGGGAGGUUUUAAUUAACUUAGAAAGAGAAACUAUUCGACUUUCCGAACGAAGAGAGCUGACGUGUCGUUAAGAAAGAGAAGGAAGAAAGAAAAGACGUCGCGUUUAAAUCAGAAAAGGACUAAAAACAACGGGAAAAUUGAAGAAUAGAGAGUGGGCCAGCGAAGGGGUGGGUUAUCGUAGGAAAAUGGGAUAUCGAUGGGGACACACAAACGCUAAGGUUACAUAGGCGCGAAAUAAAAUGAAGAACAAGAAGUUAAUAAAACAAAUACAGAACCCGCUAAACGUAAAGCAAGAAUAUAGUAUAUAAUUAUAUAUAUACUAUACAUAAAAAUAUAAAUAUAUAUAAAUAUAUAAAUAUAAAUAUGAAUAUAAAUAUAAAUGAAUGAUAUAUUAUAUAUAUAUAAAUAUAUAAAUAUAUAUAUAUAUAUAUAUAUUUAUAUAUAUAUAUAUACAUAUAUAUAAAGAUGCCAUUUUCAGGCAGUCGGGGUUAGUUAGGAUCGGGGUGGGGCGGGGAUGGGCUUCGGGGAGGGAUGUAUAAUUUAAUACAGAGAAAAAGACCCUAGCGAUCAAGGGGGCUCGAUCGUCGAUCGAUCCACUGUUUCGAUCGAUCGACGAUUGUCGUACGCGUUAAGUCGCGACAAGAGCGGGCCGCGGAUCGACACACGGAGGAAGAACACAAAAGGGGGUGAGAAACAAUACGAGCAUGAGACGAAGAUAGAUGUCUAUAAAUCAAUGAUCUAUUUAUGUAACGCGUUCGCGGUGCGUAAUACCUCGUCUCGAAUCGACGAUCGACGGCGGAAACGAGUGGGAAGAAAGAGAAUAAAAGAAAAUGGUGGAAUCACAUGUAAACACCGUAAACUGUAAAAGAAGAGAGAAAACCAAACGAGAUCGCUGAAUAACUAUAAGGCGAACUAUAGGGGGAAGAAUUACUUCGACGAGCAUUAGCAACCCUUCGAACGAACGAAAGGUUUAGGGAGCGAUGAAACGGAACAGGAGGCGGCGCGCAUGAAGCUCGAGAUGUAGGCGAAUGAACAUAUUAUAUAUAAAUAUAAAUAUAUAAAUAUAUAAAUAUAUAUAUUAAAAGGCAGAAAUAAUAAUAACGAUAAAGAAGGGAAUAAGAAAAAGAAAAUGACAACCGUAGUGACUAAGAGAAUCUAUUUCGGGUCCGUGUGUGUAUACGCGUUUUUUUAUAUUGCAACGACGCAAGUCGGGCGCGCGAGUUUUAAAUCGAUAGAAAAGAAAGGACGAAAGGGGAAAGAAAGAGGAGUACGGAGGGAAGUUAGAUGAAGAUGGAGGAGGGUGAAAGAAUAGAACGAGCGUAGCCGUAAAAAGUUAGUCCUUGGACGGGGGUGGAAUUGUUUUGGGGAUUGACGUUGGACAAAUGUUAAGUAAUAUAUUAUAUUAUUAUAUAGUACGCGUCAAGAUGACGAAUGGUUCAGGGAGGGGGCUGGUUUUUGCUCUUUACUCGACUAGUAUUCGCUCCAUCGAACGAGACUCCCUUUUUUCCUAGAAUAAUUUUUCUCGUUACGUUCACUUGUGUUUAUCGUUAUUUCGAAAUUUUUUAAACACUGUUUUCCAUGACUCUAUUUUAUUAUUAUUUAUUAUUAUUUAGAUAUUACUUUAUGUACAACAUAGUUUAUCACUGAUCGAUUAUUUUAUAAAAAUUCAAACUAUAAUACUUUAUCGUUACGGUAUCAAUGAAAAUAUAAUCUGCUUCAAUUAAUUUCAUAAUCGUUUCAGUCUUCAUAUAAUACAUAUCCUGCAGAUUAGAACGAUGUCAAUUGACGUACUAUUUAAUUAUCGUAAACGACGCUAUACUAUAAAUAUCGACAAAAUCUAAGAAAAAGAAAUCUCCUGAUCGCGUUAAAAGAAUAUCGAUUCAGAGUAAUAUUAACAAUUAGUCGAUCGUAUUAAUCAUCGCGAUAAGACAUCUUAUCUCUAAUCUCCAUGAGCCAAUUAUAGUAUGAGUAGCGAGCAAACCGGAGAGCAGAAACGUAAAAUCUAGUGAUGAAGUCCGAGGACCUGUGGCCGCGUUUCAAAACCGUUCAUGAACUAUUUAUCUGUUGAUUGGAGCUGAGAAUCCUGAGCGAAUGGUCGGGGAUAAGACACAUAACCAUCAUUAAAAGCGAAGAAAAAAAAAAAGAAGUCUAGAAAAGAAGGUAUGAAUGGGAUAAAGAGAACAGGUGAACGGUUCGUACGACAAUAAGGUAUCGAUUAGUUAAUCAGAGAUGAAAUAAUGUAAAAUACAAGUGCAAAAGCAAGUAUACAUUAUUAUAUUUAUUAUAAUACAAGGGUUCAUCGUGUCGGUAUCCAGGUUAGGGAGUGGGACAGGGGUUUGAUUCGAGAAUUCGAGAAGCAGGGAAUAUCUUCGAAAUCGUAGAACGAACGUAUUCUCUUUUUCAGUGGAAAAUUGAAAGGGAAAGUUUGAAAGGACAGAAGGAAAAGAGAGAGACAAGGGAAGAAUGACGCGACGGAGGAGGGGAUUUUCACGGGGCGAGGCUCCUUUUUAGAGUUUUUAAACGCGAAAAUGCGCUGCGCUGUGAGAAAACGUAUCGCUACGUACGGUCGCGAAACGUUUGUUGUGGAGGGAAAAGAGUAGCGACCAGACGCGGAGCUGCACGAUUAGUGAAAUGAUCGAUGGGAAAGUGGAAAGAUAAGGAAAAGAAGAAAUGGAAGAGACGAAAGGUGUGUAGAAAGUAGCUGGAACGAGGGGAUCGAGGGGUUAUCGACUUCGAUCCCUCGCUUUAGCGGCGUCCUUUCCUUUUUUCUCGCUGACGAAAGGACGACCGGCUGGAUCGAUGACCGCGGAUCGAUUUCGAUCGCCGCGUGAACAUACCAAAGGAUCGUAGAUUUUACGCGAGUAAAGAUGAAAAAAAAACAUUAUUUAUUGUUUACACUUAUGUAUUCAUUAGUGAAUGACACACAGACACACGUACACACGAAUACACGAAUAUAGGAUGAAUGGAGAGUGAAUGCGAGAGUGAGGCAUACGCAGAGCGUGGUUCAUGAACCUGAUCGAGAACAGCGGUGUGUCGUUGAUUUUGCAAAAAAAUUUUCGAAAUAACGGAAACGAAUGUGUGAAUAAAUGUGAGAGACAAAGAGAAAGAGAGGAAGAGAGAGAGAGAGAGAGUGUGUGUGCGUGUGUGCUCGGUGUUUGGAAAAAAUCAGGUAUCCGUGUACUUUGUAAAUAACGAUUGUGUUAAUUCGUGAUCACGUUAGUGGUCACAGAGAGAAUGCCACACAAACCGUACGUAUGUGGUGAUCGUCGCAAAGUUUUUACUCGCAAAUUCCAAAUAAUCUUUUAUCUCAUGAUUACUUGCCCACGAGAAAACAUUACCUUUGAACACAGCGACCACGAAUCGAUAUUUGUACAUAAUUGCACCUUUCUUCCUUUCUUUUCUUCUUUUGCCAAAAAGCACGCUACUCGUGCCGAUGAAACUACGGCGCAAAUAUCGAAGGCGUUAACGAACAUCGGCCGGAGAAGGAACUUCUAACUCACAACAUUUCUGAACCAUCGUGUCUCCCCUUAUAUAUUUGCACUCUUGAAAUAGCUUCUUUGAGGACGUUUCGAAUACAGUUCCUAUGCAGUUUACAGUAUGGUAAAGCGACUUAGAGACUCGGUUGGCCGUUGUCUACGAUUAAACAUGAUUCCAAGUCGAAUUUUGAUCCUUCUUUCUCCGGCUGUACGGAGAUAUAAGUAUUUAGAUCUAAGUGACAUAUCCACAGCGUGUAGUGUACUUGUAUAUGAAUACCGAAAUAAAUAUUUUCAAUGUUUUUGACAAUA